Molecule: messenger RNA, 3616 nt
Organism: Telopea speciosissima
Lineage: Eukaryota; Viridiplantae; Streptophyta; Magnoliopsida; Proteales; Proteaceae
Product: ubiquitin carboxyl-terminal hydrolase 17-like
Exons: 11
Coding region: 242-3616 (1124 amino acids)
Biological process (GO): protein deubiquitination
Cellular component (GO): cytosol; nucleus
Molecular function (GO): cysteine-type deubiquitinase activity; cysteine-type endopeptidase activity
Source: RefSeq, a predicted model, not a curated record
CUCGUCGCCUGCAACUCCUCCGUUAUUAUCGCCAUUCACGUCACAUCCAUCUUUCAUGAUGCUUCAAUCAUCGACGGCUUCGACCCCCGAGGACUAGAACUGAUCCGUUGUUGAUCAUCGCUUUUGCAUGCGCAACCACCACAAUCAGCAUCUCCUCCGCCACCGAAUCUAUGUGUUUGCGUAGCUUCCGGAGUAGGAAUUUGGGUUUGGGUGUUCUGGAUGCAUCUUGCGUCCUGGAUAAAUGCUCGUUCGCGGGGAUCUAAGGUUUUCGGACCUGAUCCUGGUCUUCUUCUUCUUCUUCGUCUUUCCUGUCCUCGGCCUAGGCUUCUUCGUACGUCGGAAAUGGAGGCUUGCCGUCGCCAGGAGGGAGGAUAUCAUGAGACGCGCCGUUUUGGCAUCCGAAGAGGCCGUGAGGGCUGAGCUCGAGGCUGCUGCCGAGUUUGGCGUUGCAGUCUCCGUCUCCGUCGCUCGGCCGUUUCAAUGCGCAGUCUGUUACUGCCCCACCACCACACGUUGUUCUCGUUGCAAGGCCGUGAGAUACUGCUCUGGUGAGUGUCAAAUUAUUCACUGGAGACAAGGGCACAAGGAUGGAUGCCAUCCUCCAAUCACCCCCAGCAACUUCAAUGAUGGAGGGAGUGAUUCUGGUCAAAAGGCAAUAUUUGGAAAACAGUGCGAGUUUUCUGAUGACAAUUUGGAGAUUGAAGGCAGACACAUCAAACGAACAGAAUCCUCAAUAGAAGAACCUGCUCCUUCUGAGUUUAGUUGCUCAUCUGAAGUUCAACAUAGAAGGGAUGAUAAAAUUGAACCGCUUAUUGAUGCCAAAGCAACAGACAGCAAAUCUGAAUCUUCUAUUGGCUCCUCAUUGGCAGGCUUCUCUACAUCCACUGGCACCUAUGCAACAGUAGUUGAUGUUUUUGACUGUGAGUUGCCUAUUUUGAGCACAUCUGAUGGAUCAGAGGGACAUCAACCCAAGGCUGAUAAGCUUGAGAAUAUCCCAGAUGUUAAGGAUAUGGAGCCAAUUAUAUUACUACCCUCAGAUUUUCCUAGUUCGGUCAAUUCUGUAAAUAGUUCUUUUUCUAAUAAAUUAAAGCAGAAGAAAUCCAGUGUUGCUGCUGGAGAGGAUUACUGCAACUCAGCUAUUUAUUCAGAUUCAAGCUCAAUAUGUUCUUUGGAUUCAAGCAGCAAUGGACGUUUGACUGCUGAGUCUACAGCUUCUACUGAUAUCUGGGGUGCAGCUCUAGAUUCAAGUAAAUCUGCUCAUUCUAGUGUCAGUGAAGAUGCUGAUGACAUUUUAUGUAAUUCCCGUUCUUUCUUAAGCUCAAUGAACUUGCGAGGGAAUACUGAUACUUCCUUUCCUUCACAAUCUUCAAUGCCCAAGACAGUCAUGUCUAGUGGUGCUUCUCCAACAAUGUUUAGGAAUAGAACUCCAGCCACUAGAGCUACUCCCUCUUGUAAGAUGGUUACAGAUGUGCCUAGGGUAAGUAGCUUUCCAGCCUUGAACUCUGAAGAGUCAAAUUCUGCGGUUAAUGGAAGCAACAAUGACACACAGCUAUUGAAGUCUAAAACGUUUAGGUCUUUAUCAUCUUCUGUUUCUAAUCCUCCACCUUCUCGAACGGGUGCUGAUUUUGUUCCAACAAUGAAAUCUAAAAAGCUUGAAACUAGUGUUCAAAUGGUACGUAAUGGUUUGCCUGAGGUUGCAGGUUCUUUACCGAAUGUUGGUAACUUAAAAACUUCAAUGUGGAGAGUUGUGCAUCAAUUUAGAGCCUCAAAAAUCUCAGUAUACAAUCCAUUAGGAUCUGGUACUGAGGUUGCUGGAAAAUACAAUCAAAAGAUGAUCUUUCCAUAUGAACUAUUCAUCAAACUUUACAAUUCAGAUAAAUUGGAACUGCGUCCCUUUGGCCUGACAAACUGUGGUAACAGCUGUUUUGCUAAUGCUGUACUCCAGUGCCUGUCAUUUACUUUGCCUCUUACCGCCUAUCUACUUCAAGGACUCCACUCUAAAGCAUGUCCAAAGAAAGUGUGGUGUUUCACCUGUGAGUUUGAGGAUUUAAUUCUGAAGGCAAAAGAGGGGAAAUCUCCACUGUCCCCGAUUGGGAUACUCUCACAAAUACAAAGCAUUGGCAGUCAUCUUGGUUGUGGUAGAGAAGAAGAUGCCCAUGAAUUUUUAAGGUAUGCUAUUGAUGCAAUGCAAUCUGUUUGCCUGAAGGAAGCUGCGGUUAAUGCAGUAGACCAAAUGGCCGAAGAGACAACUCUUGUAGGCCUACUAUUUGGGGGUUACCUUCGAUCUAAGAUAAAGUGUAUGAAAUGCCAAGGCAAAUCUGAGCGGCAUGAACGGAUGAUGGAUCUUACUGUUGAGAUACAGGGGGACAUUGGAACCCUCGAAGAGGCUCUAUCAGGGUUUACGGCCACUGAAACAUUGGAUGGAGAGAACAAGUACCACUGUGGGAGAUGCAAAUCCUAUGAGAAAGCGAAAAAGAAGUUGUCAGUAUUGGAAGCUCCUAAUAUCCUUACUAUUGUUUUAAAGCGAUUUCAGUCUGGUAAAUUUGGAAAGCUCAAUAAGUUGGUUAAGUUCCCAGAGAUACUGAAUUUGGCUCCAUAUAUGAGCGGGACAAGUGAUAAAUCCCCAUUAUACCAGCUUUAUGCAGUGGUGGUUCACUUAGACAUUAUGAAUGCUGCAUUUUCUGGUCACUACGUGUCUUAUGUUAAAAAUUUCCAGGGAAAGUGGUUCAAGAUUGAUGACAGCACGGUAACACCUGUUGAGCUUGAGAAGGUCUUAUCAAAGGGGGCAUACAUGCUUCUUUAUGCAAGGUUCUCACCACGGGUCUCAAGUUUGAGUAGGAAAUCAGUGAUAUCUACUGACAGCAAAAUGAAAAGCGGCAGAUGCUCAGAAGCUGUUAACAAUGGAAGAAGUACCACAUCCAAGUCCAGAAUUAAUAUGGUUCCUAGCAGUGGCCCUGCAAUGGCACAUAGGGUGACUGAAGGCUACCCUUCCUGGAUGACUACCGAUGGUGCUGCCAGCUUUGAAUCAUUUGAUUCUGAUGAAGGCAGGUUCCAUCUGAUGCACAGGAUACAUGAAGUGGAUUCAUUGAGUGACAAUUCUUCCCUCUUCAGCUGCUCGGAUGCCGGCUCUUGCAGUACUGAAAGCACGAGAGACUCGACCAGCACCGAUGAUUUCUCUGAUUACAUUUUUGGGGAACUAGGACGCAGUUGGAAUAGUCCAAGGGUCUCGUCAGACUCGGAUGGUUCUUCCUCCCCCUUGUGCUCACUUUCUCCCCAGGUGAACUUGAAGAGACAUGAAUUGGAUUCUCCCAACACUAGUGGGUAUGAGACUCACAUUAUGGAUUCAGUGCCGGAGGCUAAUAAAGUUUGGAUGAGGCACCCUCAAGGGAGCAGUAGGAAAGAGAAUUUGCAAGGGAAGGGAAACCCUCCCUUUUCACAAUCCGACACAACUAAACAGUGUAGAAAGUCCACAAACCGCUGUAGCAAUAGUAGUAGAUGUAGUAGCUGUAGGGAGACUAACUCAAAGAAAUUAGGUUGGAUUAACCAUUUCGAUGUGAGAUCUGGUGUAUCAUUGAGAAGAUCUACUAGGGAAAGAACUACCCAAACAUUUUAUUAA